AUGUACAUUGCAGGGGAUAAAAUCAUUCUGACAUUGAUUAUGGCAGAAUGCAUAAUCGGAAUGUUGGGGAACACGUUCAUUGCAUUGGUAAACCUCUCUGAAUGUGUCCAGAACCAAAAGAUAUCCUUAGCUGACCUCAUCCUUACCUGCUUGGCCAUCUCCAGGAUAGGUAAUCUGUUCAUGUCAUUGUUACAGUCAUGUAUAAAAGAACUCCAUCCACAUUUAUAUUCUACUUUUGAAGUAAAAAGACUUGUUCAUAUCCUUUGGAGAAUGACUAAUCACUUGACCAUCUGGUUUGCCACCUGCCUCAGCAUCUUCUACUUCCUCAAGAUAGCCCACUUCUCCCACCCCCUCUUCCUCUGGCUGAAGUGGAGAAUGGACAGAGUAGUUCUUGGGCUGGUUAUGUUCUCAUUGUUCUUGCUGAUAUUUGAUUUUCUGUGGAUAGAUAAGCUUAUUGGUAUCUUAUUGACUAGCUACAUCACAGAUAAAGGUAACAUGACUUUGAAUUCAGAAGAAAGACACAGUUUCCAUGUUAAAAUUCUGUCUCUUGGUAACUUGACUUACUUUAUCCCUUUUGUUCUGUCCCUGACCUCACUGCUCCUUCUGUUUCUGUCCUUGGUGAGACAUGCUAGAAAUCUGCGGCUCAACUCCAAGGGCUCUGGAGAUGUCAGCACACAGGCCCAUAAAAGGGCCAUGAAAAUGGUGCUGUCUUUCCUCCUCCUCUUCACAGUUCAUUCUUUUUCCAUACAAUUGAUGUAUUGGGCAUCCUUUACAUUUUAGAAGAACAAGUUAAUUAAUUUUGUAGUUCUAUUUUUUUUUUUUUUAGUAUUAAAUAUCUUUCCCUCAGGCCACACAUUUCUUCUUAUUCUGGGAAAUGUCAAACUGCGACAGGCAGUCUUGAGGUUACUGUGUCAUCUUAAAAGAUGCCUGAGAAAGAACAAAAGUAUAAGCUUUAUGGGUAGAUUUUCUAGAGCCUUUUCUAAGAGAAUUUCAUAA
This is a messenger RNA of Lepus europaeus (European hare), 996 nucleotides long. RefSeq names its product taste receptor type 2 member 42-like. NCBI's taxonomy places the organism in Eukaryota, Metazoa, Chordata, Mammalia, Lagomorpha, Leporidae. Gene Ontology annotation, biological process: sensory perception of taste; G protein-coupled receptor signaling pathway; detection of chemical stimulus involved in sensory perception of bitter taste. Gene Ontology annotation, molecular function: G protein-coupled receptor activity. The record is from RefSeq and is a predicted model, not a curated record. Gene Ontology annotation, cellular component: membrane.